UUGCCAGCCAACACUCCCUUUGAUGAUGUGUUAAAGAUGAUGGUGCAUAAGCCAGAUAAGACUAUUGAACAGGUCUGCUGACUUAGUGCGUGAGGUCAAAACUGUUCUUUCCAGUGCUGGAAACUGAGGGAAUCCACUGUUUCUUUUCAAAUGUGCAUGGAAGCGAUGGCAUCUUUUCCCUCAGGAGCAUCCGGGGUGGUCUCACUGGCAUUAGGAGCUGCAUUAUUUGCAGGGAAAGCUUCAUCCUGCUGUUUCCAGGAACUGUAAUGCUGCACAGUAGUCACAGCCUGUGCAUCAUGCAGCUGGUGGCCAGCCUGGUGUCCGUUCUGCUGCUGGUGUGGAGCGUGAGAGCCACGGCACUGCCUGGAGACGAGAGACUCGCAAUACAGAGCACCAGGGAACAGAGCACAGUGCGGAAAGACGCCAUCCUGAAGAUGCUGGCGGGCCUGCUGGACAGCGUGGACGUGGGGCGCGAGGCGGCCUCCCCAGCCAUGGACGAGGAGGAGGGCAAGGUGGAGGAGGAGCGGGCAGUGCUGGGCCGCCUCGCGCAGCUAUCGCCGAGGGACCGCAAGGCUCCCUGCAAGAACUUCUUCUGGAAAACCUUCACCUCCUGCUAGUGCCCCCCAGCCCGGCCUCACCCCCCGCCAACACCCUCCCCUCCCCUCCCCUCGGCUGUCCCGGCCUCCCGGCUCCUUUCCUUUUCUUCUUCACCCCUCAGAAUAAAGCAUGGCGCCUCGG
Molecule: messenger RNA, 738 nt
Organism: Pezoporus occidentalis (night parrot)
Lineage: Eukaryota; Metazoa; Chordata; Aves; Psittaciformes; Psittacidae
Gene: CORT
Product: cortistatin
Exons: 4
Coding region: 267-617 (116 amino acids)
Biological process (GO): regulation of cell migration
Cellular component (GO): extracellular region
Molecular function (GO): hormone activity
Source: RefSeq, a predicted model, not a curated record